Molecule: messenger RNA, 1792 nt
Organism: Cuscuta europaea
Lineage: Eukaryota; Viridiplantae; Streptophyta; Magnoliopsida; Solanales; Convolvulaceae
Source: the annotation of a GenBank genome assembly
AUCCGCUGCCGCUGAGCAGCGAAAGAUACCUACUUCAGGACGCUCUUCAUCAAAAUCAAAGAAAACCCAAACUCCUACCCCCACUCUGGAGCAAAUUGAAACUCCAACCAAGGAAUCUUCCAUCCCUAAGAAAAAGGUGCUGGUGCCAAUUGGGUAUGGGACAGAAGAAAUGGAAGCUGUAAUAAUGGUGGAUGUACUGAGGCGGGCUGGUGCAGGGGUGACUUUGGCAUCAGUGGAGCCGCAAUUGGAAGUUAAAGCUUCUGGAGGCACUAGGCUUGUUGCUGACACCCUAAUAUCCGCCUGUUCCAAUGAAGUGUUUGAUCUCAUUGCACUUCCAGGUGGAAUGCCAGGUUCUGUGCGUUUCAGAGACAGUGAAGUUCUCAAGAAUAUAAUGAUCAAACAUGCUGAAGAGAAACGGCUAUACGGUGCCAUAUGUGCUGCUCCUGCCGUCACUCUUUUGCCUUGGGGUCUUCUUAGGAGGAAACAGGUUACUUGUCAUCCUGCAUUUAUGGACAAGCUUCCUACUUUCUAUGCUGUAAAGACUAAUAUCCAAGUGUCCAGUGAGUUAACAACAAGCCGUGGUCCCGCUACAUCCUUUCAGUUCACUAUAUCUUUGGUGGAACAACUGUUUAGUGAAGCCGUUGCCAGAGAAGUUGGAGAAUUAUUGUUACUGAAUGUGAAUGAUAAAGAUCCCAUAAAACAAGAAUUCAACGAGGUCCAAUGGUCUUUUGACCAUUCCCCUCAAGUUCUUAUACCAAUUGCAAAUGGCUGUGAAGAGAUUGAAGUUGUUACAGUUGUAGAUAUUUUAAGGCGUGCUAAGGUCAAUGUGGUGGUAGCUUCGGUACAAAAAUCUGCAGUAACAUUGGCAUCCAACGGCAUUAAGAUUGUGGCAGACAUGUUGAUCGACUGUGCUGCAGAGUCAACAUAUGACUUGAUUAUCUUGCCGGGAGGGGAUGUUGGAGUUGAAAGGUUACAAAGGUCAAGGACUCUGAAGAAGAUGCUAAAGGAACAAGAAUUAGGCGGAAGAAUAUUUGGUGCGAUGUGCUCUUCUUCGCCCACUUUACUGCAGAAACAGGGCUUGCUCAAGGGCAAAAAAACUACUGCUCAUCCUUCCGUAAUAAGCAAGGUAGAUGAUGUGAUAGAAGGUGCCCGGGUAGUUGUUGAUGGGAAGCUGAUCACAAGCCAAGGCCUUUCUACUGCAAUAGAAUUCGGGCUGGCCAUUGUGAGCAAGUUUUUUGGGCAUGCAAGAGCAAGGAGUGUGGCAGAGGGUCUUGUUUCCGAUUACCCCAGGAGCUUCUAAGUGUCUAUAUGCUAUAACAUGAGUAAAAACUGCAGUUAAGAAGAUGCAGAAACAAGGGCAGUUGUUUUGAAAGCUUGGGGGACGCUUUAAUGCACAAAUGGUUCGACCUUGCACUUGAUAACUGCUCCAGGCUGCUGGAUGAGUGCUCCAAGUAUACUCCAAAUAAACUGUUUUAGCUAUUUCAGUCUGAUGUUUAUAUUCUAAUACCAUUUAGUUUUUUUAAAGAUUCAACUAGUGUAAACAAAUUAGUCUUCAGAGGUAAAAGAACGAUGAAAGAUCACUGGGACAGCUGAAAUGACUAUUUUGCAGGACACGUUGCUCAGGAGGAACCUACGAAAUAUUUUAUACACAAUUUCCAUCCUUAGAAUGGAUAAAAGCAGGGGUCUAUAUACUCGUCCUUAUUUUAUACUUCCUCCGUCCUCUUAUAAUUAUCUCAUUUUUGGAUGUCUCUCUAUUAUUGCCUCGUACCAUAUUUAAUAACAUUUGUGUGGC